CUACAUAGGUGUUUAGUUCGAUUGCAGGUUGGAAGUUGGAGCAACGAAACCAGAAAUAGAAACUGAAAAUACCUCUGUUUUUUUCCCCCUGUAAUGGCGGGUUCGGAGAAUUCGGAGGUUUUUUUCGAAGAAGGAAUGCCGUGGCUGCCUUCUCAGGUUCCCGACGAGGCCGUAGUAUGCCGUAACCAGAACAAGGAUCAUGUGAAACACCAGUACCACCGGAGUGGUCCCAAGUCGCCGGUUGAACACCUUCCGUUGCACUCAAAAUCUAGUAUAAGACCACACCAUAGACCAAAGUAUCCUGCAGGCUGGGCAUCAGGAGGUUCAGGAAUGCAAGCUCUCUUCCUGGAUUCUGGUAAAAGAUCUGGCGGGACUGGGGUUUUUCUUCCACAGAUGAGAGGCUCAAAUUUCCAAUCAAGCAAAAAACCAGUUUGCUCUCCUGUUCUCCUUCCUUCUCGCGUUGUUCAAGCUCUAAACCUCAAUGUUAGUGCAUUAGGCUUGCAGGUUUCUCCUCUGAAAGGUUGUCCAUCUGCAGAUCACAGAAAUAAUUCAAGAGAUGGUGAUUGCAUUCCAGUCAAAAAUAAAAAUGGAAGCAAAGAUGUACAGACAAAAUGCUGCAUCGAUGUUUCCCAGAAUCAAAGUUCUUCCCCGGAGAUAUUUCUACCUAAGGAAUGGACUUACUAACAUAUGAUUUCCCAGAAGGCUGGAAGGUCAUUUGUUGUCCAAAAAGAUUCAUAAAAGCAAAAAGCUCUAGAUUUGUGCCGCUGAUUGUUAUGUUCUCAUGAAAUCUAAAGAAAAUAACAAUGGCACAAAAUCUCCUUGUAAGUUGAUUGUUGUCAAUUUACUUGAAAAAAUAAAAGUUACUUUUAAUG
Molecule: messenger RNA, 872 nt
Organism: Rubroshorea leprosula
Lineage: Eukaryota; Viridiplantae; Streptophyta; Magnoliopsida; Malvales; Dipterocarpaceae
Source: the annotation of a GenBank genome assembly